GUGUGUGGUGGAAAAGAAGGCCAAACUCACGUUAAUGAAUUCUGAAACUAAGAAGAUUGGGAAGGAAGCCGAGGAUUCAGUAAAUAAAGAGGGCAUAGACAAAGUGUUAGAAAAGGUUGAGCCAAAAGUAGUAAAACCCAAAAAGAGACCAAUGGAACAACAAAAUUACAUAAAAUUAUGCAAACCCGUACCUGGAAGCAACAGAAUCCCUCUGUCCGAAACCAAAAUUCCACCAAAAAAGAAACCAAAAGAGACUGGCUAUAUGAGGACUUGUUCCUGUCUGAAGAUUCAUCUGAUGACGAAGACACCAUGGGAAUGUCGAUGGACUUGGACAGCAUCUCAGUUUCUUCCAUUGAAUUAACUGAAGCAACUACAGAAACAGAAAAAGUGACAAAUCAUGAUAACCCAGUAAACCGAAACAAAGAAAAUGAAUGGAACACGAUAACAACCACAAAUAUGAAACAAAUAAGAAAGAAAGUAACAUGAAGAAAGAGAAAGAUAACAAUGUAAAUGCAAAGAAUGAAACUGAACUGAAGAAAAGUGGAAAUGAGAAGGGACAGAAAGAUAGCACGAAAGAAAAAGAACAGAAAAUAAGUAACAAGAAAGACACUGACAUUAAGGAAAGUGGAAAUGAGAAGGAACAGAAAGAUAGCACGAAAGGAAAAGAACAUAAAGAAAGUGAUAGGAAAGACAAUGACAUUAAGAAAAGUGGGAAAGAGAGUGAAAAGAAAGACAGUACAAGAGAAAAGGAACAUAAAGAAAGUGAUAGGAAAGAUAAUGACAUUAAGAAAAGUGGGAAAGAGAAUGAAAAGAAAGACAGUACAAGAGAAAAGGAACACAAAAAAAGUGAAAAGAAAGACACUGAACACAAGAAAAUUGGUAAUAAACAAGAACAAAAAGAGAAUAUGCGAGGAAAUGAACACAAACAUAGUGAUAAGAAGGACAAAGAACAAAAAGAAAGUAAGAAAAGGGAGAAACACAAAGAGAGUGAGAAGAAAGACAACGAACAUGAGAAAAGUAACAAUGAGAAAGAACAAAUACACAGAAAGAAAGAAAAUGAAAACAAAGAAAGUAACAAGAAAGACACUGAACCUAGGACAAAAGAAAGUGAAAAGAAAGACACUGAACACAAGAAAAUUGGUAAUGAAAAAGAACAAAAAGAGAGUAAGAAAAGGGAGAAACACAAAGAAAGUGAGAAGGGAUACAAUGAACCUGAGAACCGUAACAAUGAGAAAGAACAAAAAGACAGAAAGAAAGAAAAUGAAAACAAAGAAAGUAACAAGGAGGACACUGAACUUAACAAGGAAAAUUGUGACUCACGGAAUGUAACAUUCAGGAUUCCACAAAACAGAAACUCCACCCAGAAAAAGGUAUUUUCACCACUCAAUGACUCUGUGUUAUAUCCCGAAGCAAACAAAAUACCAGACCGGGAAAAUAUCAGUCUAUCAGACAUACGCAAAAUAGUUAGCUACGACGACAUAAUUACAGAUCAGGCUGAAUUUUCUGAAAAUGAGGACGAUGAAAGUUACCAGACAACGACGGCAGAUGAACAGGUUGAUAAAAUGGUACAAGAAGUUGGUUCUUUUGUAAUCCUAAAUGUGAGCGGCACCCUGUUCCAAACAUCUUUCAAAACUCUGAAGAAUUCCCCAGAAUCAGCCCUGGCCAAACUGGAUGAAUGGAAGAAUGCCCAUACAAAACAACACAAUAUUAAUUUUAAGAAACGCCAAACACUUCCAGUACAUUCUCGAUUUCUUGGCGGACAAUUGUAA
This is a messenger RNA of Mercenaria mercenaria, 1769 nucleotides long. RefSeq names its product myb-like protein X. The transcript has a single exon. The record is from RefSeq and is a predicted model, not a curated record. Lineage: Eukaryota; Metazoa; Mollusca; Bivalvia; Venerida; Veneridae. The coding region runs from base 432 to 1769 and encodes 445 amino acids.